This is a messenger RNA of Aspergillus vadensis CBS 113365, 2821 nucleotides long. RefSeq lists its product as uncharacterized. Lineage: Eukaryota; Fungi; Ascomycota; Eurotiomycetes; Eurotiales; Aspergillaceae. Bases 232 to 2619 code for a protein of 795 amino acids. The record is from RefSeq and is a predicted model, not a curated record. The transcript has 2 exons.
CCUUUCUCCCCUCCCUGCACUCUUUUCUGCAAAACAACUUCACGCGAAACGAACUGGUCUCUCGUUACUAUUACUGCUCUACCUUGCUGCUCCACAUUUGAAAAACAAAACCAUCCAACCAACGCUCAUCGGUCCUUCGUUACUCUCCUUCACGCUCUCUGUCAAUCCACCCCUACCGAACUGCGUCUUGUCACUCCUUCAUUAUAUUCCUCCCUAGGAUAGUCUAGCAACAUGAUGGACGCCAGAGUCCCCAAGCGGGGCUUAAUGGCAAUGGCUCACACUGCUCAUGCAGCGGGCAUCUUUGCGGAUAUGUCCGUGGAUGGCCCGAUUAUUGGCACGUUGGUCGUCGUCGCCGACCGCGCCAAAAACCUCCCAAACAGAAAAACAAUGGGCAAGCAGAACCCGUACUGUGCUGCGCGCCUUGGAAAAGAAGCAAAAAAGACUGGUACAGAUCUGCGAGGUGGUCAAACUCCCAAAUGGGAUGAUGAACUUCGCUUCAACGUACACGAAUCUCCAGACUACUACAGAUUGAAAGUAUCUGUUUUCAAUGAUGAGAAAAAGACCGACCUCAUUGGAGAGACAUGGGUCGAUCUGAGUGAUCUGAUCAUUCCGGGCGGCAGUCAAAACGACCACUGGCAUCCCUUGCAAUUCCGUGGAAAAUACGCUGGCGAAGUCCGGCUUGAAAUGACCUACUAUGAUACACGACCCGAAGAUGAAGCGGUGAUCGAAAGAAGAACGCCCGCCUCUGACAAGGUCCACCCAAGGAAGAUUGCAUCCUUCAGCUCAGGUCCCGCGGCGCCUAGCCCUGGUACCCUGUCUGGUCCCAGGCAGCUGAAAGAUGUCAAAAGACGGCCACUCCCUUCGGAUCCUCGCCCGAGAUCUUCGGCGCACUCAAGCACAUCGAGCAGCUCGCCGGUCCGUGCUAACGAGAGCACGAACUCGGCUCCAACCCUCCACCACCACAGUCACAGCCAUCAUCAUCAAGAUCUCAGACAGCCAAGAGUGGAUAACAGCAGCUCUGGAAUGAGUGAUAGCACCACCUCGCUCCCUACAUACAACCAUAGAGAAUACGCAAGCCCGCAACGACUGGAAAGUAACAGUAUGGUUGUUGCCAAUCCCACGGGAUCCUAUCAAACGAAUCCCUGUCCCUAUCCUAUCAAUCCUUCAGACAGCGGUUCGGGUGCCACACAUAGCACGACUUCAUUGCCAACUUAUCAGAAUCAUGAUUACUCAAGGCCUCAUGUUGAGCAUAACCCGCCGAUGAGCGACAGCUCCAGCUUGCUUCCACUCCUUCCAAACCCUCACCGAGUUGAGUACGCUAGCCAGGCACCGCCUCACAGUAGCAGCAACUCACUCGUCGGCAAUGCCACGAGCUCGUACAAUACGAGUUCAUGUCCGUCUUAUCAUGCGGAGUACACAAAAAUACCAGAUAGCAGUUCGUUUGCCUCGACAAACUCGAGUGCACAACAGACGGCCUACGGGCAUUAUCGUGAAUAUGCACAGAUUGGAUAUACGCCCCCACUUCUCACUGACAGUCAGCCUUCUUCCCUGUCAUACGCGAUGAUGCAACCCCGUGUUGAGGACGAAGAAGAAGACGGACUCCCACCCCCUCCACCCGCUCAUCGCUCAGGACUGAUUCCAUCCAACCAACCAGUGUCAGUGGCGCCGAACCCUGCCCCUCAGGCGUACACGCAACCUCCCCCCCAGGCGUACGCACAACCAGCUCCUCUGCCGCAGGUUACCAUGCCCGAGCCGAUGGAUAAGCCUGCUUCGGACAACAGUCUGUAUACGACCCCAUCGUGGGAUCCCAAUUGGGACUAUCCCAGAGGCAGACGUGAGGAAACUGCCGUGGCCACAACAAACGCAGUGCCAGCCAGUCUGGUUCCGGGAGUUGAUCCGGUGGUUGCAGCAGCCGAAUCAGAUCGCGCGGCGUAUGAGCGAGAAAUCAGACGAAGGAGCGGUAAUUUCGAUGAAAAUCCGCUGCAAAUGGUCCAUCAGCCAGUUGAUAACAGGAGACAUUCUCGUGGUCCCUAUGACGAGAAUCCUCUGAAGAAACCUGUCGAUACUCGGUCUCUUGUGAGCCGAACUUCGACAGCUCCCAAUAAUCAGCUUGUCCCUAGAAGAAAAUCAGUCAGCCCCCGACCCCCAUCGAUGAGGGGCCGAGAGGUGUCUCCUGUUCCGUUUUCUCCCGAUUCCUAUCUGCCUGAAGCGGCGCGAGAGCCAGCAGCGCGAGAGUCAGGCCCCAUUAUCGGGGAUGAUGGUCGAGAAAUUGAUCCUUCUGACCAUCUGCCUACAAACACCUGGGCCCCAGAGCCCGAACGAAAAACCAAAAAGCCGGGAGUUGUUGUGCGUUUCCGCAGCCCCGUUCAUCGAGAUAGCCCACCUAAGGACUACGGACAUCGCAAGUCCAUGUCCGAAGCAUACUCUAAUUCUCCCUCGAGGCUAUAUGCCGAGGCAAACAACCCCCCUAUACCAUCUAAGGUGCCUGUCGGGCUACCAACAAAAAGUUACGGAAACAUUGAUCAAAGCUACGAUGCUCUGAGCCGAGAGCUCAAUACGAUAGAUAUUGGAGGAUCUGGUCGAGGCAUGAAAAGAUAUGCCCUUAGUUACGUGUCUUAGAUAGAUACUUGUUCUUUGUUGCGUUAUGGACAGCGAUGUGCUGCAUCUUUUUUCUCUAGAUAGGAUGUUUUCUUUUCUUCUUGUCUUUGGCAGGUUCAAGUGUUUGCUUUAGAUAGCUUUUUUCAUGUCUUUUCUUUCGGUUUAGGUAGCUUUUCAUUCUUAUUUCAGAUAGCUAGCUAUCUUUAUGAUACCAAUGUUACUC